GUUGUGCGCAUGUUGUAAUGUUAGAUACCGGUGAAACCUGUUGCUUCGCCUUUAUUGGAAAAAGUGCAGUCUGGGAAUCACAUUCAGCUGUGUAGGCCAUUUGACGCCAUGAAAAAAACAGACACAUUCAUGUACAAUGUACAUAUGUUCGAAUUUUUUUCCUCUAAUUAUGGACAAAUCUAAAGUUUCACGUGAAAGAAAGAAAUGUAGGGAUUCUCUUCGAAGAAAGCAAUGCAAUGACUGUGAUCUGGUAGCCUACUCCUUUGAUGGCAGAAAAAACAACUCUCUGACAAGCGAAGAAGAAAAUGAAAGGUAUCAUCCAAGAAUGGUAAAAGAAUCACACUUAGUGGUUCUUAAAGAGCCUGCGAGCAGAUUGUUGGGUUACGUAAAAGUCGACGCCGAGGACGCUAAAACAAAACAGAGGCAAUUGUGCGAGUUCCUUAUAGAAAACAAUAUGUCCCUUGAGGGACUGAUUGGAAUUUGCUGUGAUGGAGAAGCAACAAACACAGGUUCUGAAAAUGGAAUUUUAAAGAGAUUCGAAGUCAUGUUGAGUAGACCAUUGCACUGGUUUGUUUGUUUAUUACACUUUAAUGAACUUCCACUUCGUCACUUGUUCACCGCAUUGGAAAAGUCCACUACAAGCGGGCCGCGCACAGCUAGUGGGAUAAUAACAAAGCAAAUCGAAACAUGCGAGCAAAUGGCGGCUGUAUCCGACUUUGAGGCCAUUUCGUUGGGAUAUAUGCCCCCACCCAUUCAUGAAAAAACGCUCUCGACUGACGUUCAGUACUUGUCUCGAAUGGCAAAUGUAGUUUGUGAUGGUUUCUGCCCCGAAAAUUUAGCCAGUAUGAAACCGGGACAAAUUGUGCACUCUCGAUGGCUAAAAAGGCAAGCAGAUUCUUACGUUUAUAUGUGACAACUAGCUCACCAUCAGCGAAUUUAAAAACUUUGGCAACUGACAAAAUGAAAGUUUACGUACCGAUGUACUUUAACAUUAAGUUCUACAACUCAGUAGAAUACGGCAGUCUCUUUUUUUUUAAUUUAUACAGCCCACGCGAUAUUUACCACCAACGCUGCGAGAAAUUGUUAACACUGUAAUCCAAAAUAAUUCAUAUUUCGCUCAUCCUGAUCAUAUCUUACUGGCAAUGCUUUAUGAUAAGAGAAAAGAUGUUCGCGAAGAGGCAGAAAAAAGAUACAAAAAGAUUAUCGUGAUAAAGUUUGUGAUCCGACUAAUCUAAGGGUUUAUGAUAAAAAGCACGCACGAUGACAGUGUUUUAUCUGAGCUUCCAUUCUCAGCAAACAUUCCAUACGAACACCUGUUGAAGUUAAUUGAGUCCGAUGAUGCGCCGCUUCCUGACCCAGGUAUUCCAUGUUAUACCCAAGCAACUGAGCUUUGUGUACAGCUUCUGACUACAGUUUCCCGACGCGCAAUUGCAAAGAAUAGAGACGAUAUCAUGGCCGUAACUGUAGAAAGUCGCACUACAACACCACGCAUGGAAUCCAAAAAAGACUUUAAAACCUAAAAAAACUAAAAUUAGAAAAGAUUCCCAGUCAUCAGCAAAAAACCAAUGUCUGUAACAUGCGUCACCAAAAACAUUUAAUUUUUUGAAAACUUAAUUACAAUA
Molecule: messenger RNA, 1622 nt
Organism: Bactrocera tryoni
Lineage: Eukaryota; Metazoa; Arthropoda; Insecta; Diptera; Tephritidae
Exons: 3
Coding region: 137-913 (258 amino acids)
Source: RefSeq, a predicted model, not a curated record